UUUGUGGACCAAUGUGCCCCCACCUAACCCCACUACCCAUCACACAAUCCACUCCCUCUUUUCUCUCUUUGGCCAGUCACUCCCACUAUUGUUCUCCUUUUCUUUUUCUUUUUCAGUCAACACAACACACAUACACACACUCCUCUCCCUCACAAUCCCACCGGUACAUUCCUCAUCCUCACCUCUACCAUUUUUUCCGGCAAAAUCACUAGAAAAUCCUCAAGAACAUCACACCUUCACAUAAGUUAAUUGAGGUUCUAGCUAAUCUCCCCUUGGAGCUUGGAGAAUUAGGAUUUUGCGGUUGCUAGGUAUAAGUACCUUGGUACAUUAUGCCUCCUAAAAAGAAAGCACGUAAAGUAAGGCAUGUGGAUGAGGUUACAGCUCCAGAGCAUGGCCAUAGGCAACGCCAAGAGCGUGAGAGAUCUGUCACUCCUGAUGGUGGCGAGAUUGACGAGGUGGCAGACAAGAUUUAUGCUAGGAUUGCUAGAGCAGUCCAAGGUGGUGAACGUAGGAGGGGAGAUUGCCUUUUUGGGGAGUUUCGUAAGCAAAACCCUCCAACUUUUGAUGGGGGACUUGAUCCUAUGGCAGUAGAGAAUUGGUUGCUAAAGAUGGAAAAAUUACUGAGAGCCCUUGAAUGUACUGAUGCUCAGAAGGUGUUGUAUGCCACUUAUGCUCUUCAGGGUUCUGCUGAUAGAUGGUGGUCAAGCACUGAGCCAUUGUUGAGUACGGAGUUGGGAAGGGGCACUCCCAUUACUUGGGAGAAGUUUAAGGAAGUUUUCAAUAGGACAUACUUCCCCGAUGUAGUGAGGGACCGUAAGGCAAGAGAAUUUUCUGAUUUGGUUCAGGGGGCUAUGACAGUGGAGGAGUAUGUUGCUAAGUUUAUUGAGCUCUCUCGCUUUGCUCCUUACUUGAUUCCGGAUGAGUCCAAGAAAGUGAAAAAGUUUCGGGAGGGCCUUGAUGGUAGGAUUCGCCCUCUCAUUAUAGCCUCUGGAGUGGAUACUUUUACGGAGGCUGUGAAGCGGGCAAUGAGUCUUGAAGAAGACUUUAAGUACAACCCCAUUUCCAAGGAGAGUGAAAAGAAGCAAGGGCCCUUUAAUUCUCAACAUGGUAAGGGUCAAGGGCAUAAGAAAGGAUUCUUUAAAAACUCGGGUAAUAGAGGACAAUGUUCUAGGCAUAGCAAGAGUGCCUAUCCUCAAUCUGGUGAUAAGAAGUGGCCUUGCAUUCGUUGUGGUAAAACCCAUGAGGGUCAAACUUGCAUGGAGGGAGUAAAGUUAUGCUACACUUGUAAGCAACCCGGACACUUUGCUAGGCAAUGCCCAACUACCAAGGGCUCGGGUUCCUCUUCCUCAUCUCAAGUUGCAAAGGGUAAUGACAAUGGGAAGAAGGUGCAAGGUAGAGUGUAUGCCUUGACUACUCAGGAUGCUCAGGCCACGGAUACAGUGGUGGCAGGUAAACUUCCUUUGUUCUCUGCACAUGCUAAAGUUCUUUUUGAUCCUAGUUCUACACAUUCUUUUGUUUCUUGUGCAUUUGCUAAGAAUCAUGACAAGAGCCCCGAACUACUUGACUUUGAGUUAUCGGUUUCUACCCUUGUUGGUGAUACUUUGUUGACUAAUCUUGUGCUUAAGUCUUGUAUUAUUUGUAUUGAGGGUAGAGAGUUAUUGGCUGAUUUGGUGCUGUUAGAUAUGCAUGAUUUUGAUGUCAUUUAG
Quercus robur (English oak) is the source of this 1706-nucleotide messenger RNA. RefSeq lists its product as uncharacterized. The transcript has 3 exons. Lineage: Eukaryota; Viridiplantae; Streptophyta; Magnoliopsida; Fagales; Fagaceae. The record is from RefSeq and is a predicted model, not a curated record. Gene Ontology annotation, molecular function: zinc ion binding; nucleic acid binding. Bases 330 to 1706 code for a protein of 458 amino acids.